This is a messenger RNA of Dentiscutata heterogama, 942 nucleotides long. NCBI's taxonomy places the organism in Eukaryota, Fungi, Glomeromycota, Glomeromycetes, Diversisporales, Gigasporaceae. The record is from the annotation of a GenBank genome assembly.
AUGACUCGUACAGCUGAGUAUAAACGACAUCUCCGUUCCAACACUUUCGACAUUGAAAAGGCUUCGAUCAUUUUUCUUGAAGGACAUGUGAAAUAUCUUCAACGUAAAUAUAGACGUCAAGAAAUAAAAAUUAAUGAACUUGAAUCACGUCUAAAAGAUCUCGAAAAACUCAAAGAAGAUGUUAGAAAACUUAAAAACCAAAUUGAUAGUUUAUUAAACGUAAAUGAGGUGUUAAGAAAUAAAAGUGCUGAUUUAAGUAGUGUAAUAGAUUACGGAUUUAACUUGAUAGCAAAUUCUGUAAAAAAUGCAGAACUAACGAUUUUUUUUCGAAAAAUAAAAAAGUUAUUUGAAACAUACAAAAAUAAAUACAAUGAAAACCAAAAUGAAUACGAAAUAGCUGAAAUUUGUUUGUAUUUAACUCCAAAAGAUUUAUUUUCUUUGACACAAGUUAAAAAAUUGUUAUUUGGAAAAUUACAAGAUGAAUAUUAUUGGAAGAUAUCUAGACAACAACAACCAAAUUAUAAUCACAAAUGUCCUAUUCAUAUAACCGAACAGCAAUAUUGUUUCUUAAACUUUAUGUGUCAAAGAUGCCAAUUUUGCAGGCAUUCUGAUUUUUCUUUAAUCCUUGAACUGAAAACCAAGAUUUGUUCUGAUCGUUUUGAAAUUGAGGAAGAAAAUCGUAUUCCAUCUGAACUCUUUCCGGCAUUCCAUUUAGUUGAUGACGCACAGCUUGAUGGAAGAUACUUAGAUUAUUCUGUGCAUGAAUUUUCAGUGUCAUCUAGUUUAGUUCAUUAUUUGAAAAGUGAAGUCUACGAUACCUUUGACGAGUAUCUUAAAAUUCCUCAAAACGAGAAGCAAGAAUGGUUAAAUAAGAAGUCAAGGGUCGUUAAUGAAUAUUACAAUGAUGUUUUAAGGAUAAAGCAUCCAAAUAUAACAAAUUAA